Acanthochromis polyacanthus (spiny chromis) is the source of this 2586-nucleotide messenger RNA. It is a transcript of the gene ppp4r2b, whose product is annotated as protein phosphatase 4, regulatory subunit 2b. Lineage: Eukaryota; Metazoa; Chordata; Actinopteri; Pomacentridae. The record is from RefSeq and is a predicted model, not a curated record. Gene Ontology annotation, biological process: protein dephosphorylation. The transcript has 9 exons. The coding region runs from base 111 to 1424 and encodes 437 amino acids. Gene Ontology annotation, molecular function: protein phosphatase regulator activity. Gene Ontology annotation, cellular component: nucleus; protein phosphatase 4 complex; cytoplasm.
CCAUAUUAAAAUGCUCCCUCCUCUUUGCCUGUGAGAUUGUAGCUUAGCAGCAGCAGCUAGCCACCAGUCUGCUUUUUACAUCCACAAGACUGACAGAGGGCAACGACGUGAUGGAAAUUGACUCGCUUCAAGAGGCGCUCAGAGACUUCGAUAAGAAAGCAAAGAAGGAGGCAUCUCCUCUUCUGGAACAGUUUCUAUGCCAUAUUGCCAAGACUGGAGAGACCAUGGUCCAAUGGUCUCAAUUUAAGAACUACUUUCUGUUUAAAUUGGAGAAGGUAAUGGAUGACUUCAGAGCCUCAGCACCUGAGCAAAGAGGUCCUGCAAAUCCCAAUGUGGAGUCAGUUCCAUUUGAAGAUAUGAAGGAGAGAAUCUUGAAGAUUGUGAAGGGAUACAAUGGAAUCCCGUUUACGAUCCAGCGCUUGUGUGAGCUACUCACAGAACCCAAAAGGAACUACACAGGAACUGACAAAUUUCUUCGAGGGGUGGAAAAGAAUGUAAUGGUGGUAAGCUGUGUCCACCCAACCUCAGAGAAAAAUGGAUGCAGUGCUGUCAAUAGAAUGAAUGGAGUGAUGCUUCCUGGGAACACAUCUGCAUUUACAGAGAGGAAAGUGAACGGUCCAGGAACUCCACGGCCGCUGAACAGACCGAAGUUGUCUUUGGCUAACUCACUAGCAGCGAACGGCCUCCCAGACAGCACAGACAACAAAGACCUCAGCACAGAGCAAGAAGGCGACAAAGACUCGACUGAGGUCUCGGCGUCAGAAGGCUCUCCGGGGAGCUCGGUGAAGAACAAACACCCAGACACAGACGAGGACAUGGAGGCUGAACAUCAAGAAGUGAAGAGACUUAAAUUCAGCGAGGAAGAAGAGGAAGAUGAGGAGGAUGAAGAAGAAGAACAGGAAGUGGACACACUGAGGCCUUUACAUGCCACCUGCCUCUCAAAAGAAGCAGAAGCCAUGGUCCAAGAGGAGGAAGAGGAGGAGAAGGUUGCAUACAGCAAGGAGAAUGAAGCAUCCAGCAGUGCUCCUGCCUCUGAAGACCAAGAACCCACUAGCAGCACGCAGGCUGAGGUGAGCUGUGCAGGCUCAGGUCAGGAGGCGGAGCAGGCUGAGAGGGAGGUGCCGAGCGGCUCCGAGGAGGAGGGCAGCGACAUGGAUCAGACGGAGCAGCAGGCACCGGCAGGCGUCCUGGAGAGCCCCGAGACCAGCAGGGACAGUGAGGAGAGCAGCAGUGACCCAGUGAGCAGCAGCAGCAGCAGUAGCAGCAGUGGUAGCAGCUGUAGCAUAGAGGAGAGUGCGGAAGCGGCCAGAGAAGACGUAGCUCUCGCUCCCUCCAGCAGUACGACUGAACCUCCUACAGAGGGCGCCACGGGAAGUGCCAUCUCAAACACUGGGACCACCGAGGAGCCUAUGGAGCAGGACUAGACUGAAGGCCACCCUGCAGCCAUGUGUGACCAUAAACCAGCUUGUCCUUGGAUCCAGCUUGACUGUCGCUGGGAAAGAGGACAACUGCACCUCAUACACAAGACGAACGCCUCGUCCCACUUUUGGACACUCCUCCAAAAUGGCUACCUGGCAUUGAUGUGGGCAUACAAAAAUUUCAAGGUUUUUGUUUUGUUUUGUUUUCCUUUUUAACUGGAAUAUUUUAUCGAUCUUAUCUUUUGUUUUAAGUUUCCCUUAAAAGGGGUUGGUUUCAGCAGCCUUAAAUUUCUUGGCUGGAUUUUUUGUUUGUUUUUGCGUUCAUUGGGAUUGUUCUAAUGCUGUGGUGGUCUGGUUCUUUUCUAAAUGCCACUCACUCCAACCAUUUGGACAUAUGACAAAUUGGUAGUCUAUAAGCCUAGUGUACUUCACUACCAGGGUCAGAACAGAGCCAUACCAGCCCUUCAUUAUUUAUGAGUUGCUCAAAUAUGAGUUCAAACCAUCAUUUCUGUUCCUCACUGAAAAGUUCUUUAGUCAUGGCCUGGAUCUUAACACCCCACUAGCCUAUGUGUUAUUCCACCAGGCUGUUCAAAACAUGCGUUCUUUUCAGAUUUACCUCUCCAUCCUUGUGAGAUGGGAAACAUGUUUUUUUUUUCUUCCCAUUGUCCUCCUCUUAUUUAACCAUAUUUUUGCAAUGACACACUACCAAUCCCACUGAACAAUACUAUGACGUGCUGCCUUGUGGAGGCGUCCUGUGUAAAAUGAUAUAUUUUGGAUGCAUAAAAAAACAACAUAAUUUAUAUGAUCAUUUCAAUUCAAUGAGUUAUUUUGGAGUAUGUUUUCGUUUCGUCUGCCAGUUGUAGUUUCCAAAACCAGCUGUAAGUACAAAGAUGACUUCCGCUUUCUUUGUAUCGUGAUGUCACCAUGUUGUUUCACCGACCGAUAUCCAGAGCAGUUUCUGGUUCCAGUUCUACACCUGUUUCUGCAGCUGUACUUUUUGAUAUUUAGAAUUUUAAAUUUCUGUAAAGUAGAUUUUUGUAGAUUGUAAUACAGUAUGUGUUCACUGCCUUUGUGAAACCAUAUAUAAUUGUAUAAUUUCUGUGUAUACUCUGAAUGCUUUUGCUUUCAAUGCAGUAUUCAGAAACAGCAAUAAAUGUUAACAUUUUUA